Messenger RNA from Oryza sativa Japonica Group (Japanese rice), 842 nucleotides. RefSeq names its product MFS18 protein. The record is from RefSeq and is a predicted model, not a curated record. Lineage: Eukaryota; Viridiplantae; Streptophyta; Magnoliopsida; Poales; Poaceae.
CUCUCCCCUCCUCUCUCCCUCCUCCUCCAACUCCACAUCGAUCAGCAGCAGCAGCAGCUUGCACACUCGAGCUUAGCUUAGCUUUUGCAAGAGAGAUCGAGCUAGAGAUGGAGAAGUCGAGCAAGAUGAUGGCGGUGGCGGCGGUGCUGGUGCUCGCGGUGGUCGGCGCGGCGGAGGCGAGGAACAUCAAGGCGGCGGCGGCGGCGGCGGCGGAGAGCAAGGACACGGUGGUGCAGCCGACGACGUUCCCGCCGUUCGACCGCUUCGGGAGCGCGGUGCCGGCGUUCGGCGGCAUGCCCGGCAGCAGCAUCCCGGGGUUCAGCCUCCCCGGCAGCAGCGGCUCCACCCCCGGCGGCCUCGGCGGCUUCGGCAGCAUGCCCAUGUUCGGCGGCCUCGGCGGCGGCUCACCUGGCCUCGGCGGCGGCAUGCCCGGCUCCCCCGCCGCCGCCGACAAGCAGGCCAAGAAGCCAUGAGAGACCUCGCCGUCGCCGGCGGCGUCGCCGCUGCUGCGCGGGUAAUGUGCUCUAUGUAGCGCACGGCGUUGCAUGCAAUAUGGAUGGCUAUAUGACGCGCGCGCGUUAUAUCUUCAUAUGUGCAGUUAGCUUGCACUGUGUCUAGCUAGCGUUCUAUUAUGAGUAGUGUCUCUUCUAUCUCUUUUCUUUACAUGCAUUUGGAGGAGGAUUAUUCUAUCUGUUUGUUGGUUGGUUGUGUUUGUUUGUUUUAAUUAGGUCCCUUCUUAUAUUUUGUGUUUUAAUUAAGUUCGUGAUCAUGUAGUAGUACUACCACUGUUUCGAGCUCGAGGCAUGAAUAAUGCUAAAUGUGAUCAUUAUUGUGUUAUUGUA